AUGUCUACAGCAGACGCUGAGAGAGCUCGUGCCACGGAGCAGACCCCUCUGCUUCGUGAGGCUGACCCCGCUACUGGGGGCCCGAACGGCCAGGAGCCCGACGAAAUCAGCACCAAAGAGCUGGUCAUCACCCUGGGAAGCAUCUGGCUAGGAGUAUUCCUUGCUGCUCUUGAUUCAACGAUUGUCGCGACCCUUUCAGCACCUAUCUCCUCCUCCUUUAAUUCCUUCUCACUGCUAUCAUGGCUGGCCACUUCGUACCUGAUCUCAAAUGCCGCUUGUCAACCUCUCAGCGGCCGAUUGACCGAUAUAUACUCGCGUCGCUGGGGGUUGGUGUUUUCCAACGUCUUCUUCGCCAUCGGCAACUUGAUCUGCGGCUUGGCGAACACCCAGUGGGCUAUUAUUUUGGGACGCGUGGUUGCUGGGGUUGGUGGAGGUGGUCUAACCGCUAUUUCAACCUUCGUGACUUCCGAUCUGGUGCCUCUUCGAAAAAGAGGCAUCUGGCAAGGUAUCGGUAAUAUCUGUUUUGGGGCUGGAAUGGGCCUUGGUGGGGUCUUCGGCGGAUGGAUUAACGAUACGCUUGGAUGGCGAUGGGCCUUUUUGAUUCAGAUACCGUUCCUGGUGGUUUCAACUUUCCUUGUCAUGUUGAAAGUGAGAAUCCCUGUGAAAGAGACAGAUGAGGCGCGUAUCAAGCGUGUUGAUUUCCUGGGUGCCAUUACUCUGGUUCUCACACUGGUUACACUACUACUCGGACUGAACACCGGAGGUAAUCAGGUGCCAUGGUCACACCCGCUUGUCCUCGCGUCAUUGCUACUGUCCGCGGUAUUUCUCGGCAUCUUCGUCUACGUCGAGGCUCGUGUCGCGUCCGAACCUGUCAUCCCCGUGAAGCUUUUGCUGGAUCGGACUGUCGCUUCAGCAUGCUUAACUAAUUGGUUCACCACCAUGGCAACGUACGGUCUUCUUUUCUACCUGCCUCUCUUCUUCCAAGUGCAAGGCCUCUCAGCUACCGCGGCCGGUGUACGGUUGAUUCCGCAGGCGAUCGGUACAUCUGUCGGAUCGCUUGGUAGCGGCAUCAUCAUGCGCGCCAAGGGCCGCUACAUGACCCUCAACUAUAUGGUCAUGGCUCUGCAGGUGGUAGCGGUUGGGCUUAUCUCUACAUUGAAUCUAAGCACACCUGCAUGGCUGCCCUUCUUCUAUUUCUUUUUAGCCGGAGCCGCCUAUGGCAGCAUGCUCACUGUGACUCUGGUGGCACUGAUCUCGGCUGUGGACCAUCAACAUCAUGCGGUCGUGACAUCGGCUUCCUAUGCUUUCCGUAGCACUGGAAGUACUAUCGGCAUCACCAUUGCUUCGGCGGUAUUCCAGAACACGCUGAAGACCGGGCUCUGGGCCCGCUUUGGCGGGCGCAAGCAUGCGGCGGAGAUCAUCUCACGUAUUCGAGAUAGCCUGGACGAGAUUAAGAACCUCCCCGCAGACUGGAAACCCGGCGUGCUGGACGCGUACAUGGUCUCUCUGCGCGGCGUCUUCCUGACGCUCCUGGGUUUGACGGCUCUAGGAGCACUGGCCAGCAUUGCGAUGCGAGAGCACAAACUGCAUAACAAUAUGUCUCGGCGAUGA
This is a messenger RNA of Penicillium maclennaniae, 1611 nucleotides long. RefSeq lists its product as uncharacterized. Gene Ontology annotation, biological process: transmembrane transport; basic amino acid transport. Gene Ontology annotation, molecular function: basic amino acid transmembrane transporter activity. Gene Ontology annotation, cellular component: fungal-type vacuole membrane. The transcript is spliced from 2 exons. The coding region runs from base 1 to 1611 and encodes 536 amino acids. The record is from RefSeq and is a predicted model, not a curated record. NCBI's taxonomy places the organism in Eukaryota, Fungi, Ascomycota, Eurotiomycetes, Eurotiales, Aspergillaceae.